CAUCGUCCAUCCCACCGCUCUUCCGAACGACGCACGUUCACUUGCCAUUGGCUUUGUUGGUCUGAGAGCCCGGACGGUUGGAGUUCCGGCACAUCACAACUACAACUUGUUUGUCUCAUUCCAGGGCGCAGAAAUGACCGGAGAAUGAAUGGUCUUUGGUCCCGCGUCCCCCCGGCGCAGUCAACCUGCCGAUGCGUCUCCUGCCUCAGCACCGUCUCCAAUGGCGUAACGUCGCGAGGGGCUACCACCGCAAGUAAGAGACGCCUCCGGCUGGGCAACUCGAUCACCGCCCUGUACACGAGUAUCUUCGCCGCGGCAGCAUUAGCAGACGCCCAGGCCAAAGGACAGCGCCGCAAUGAGUGGGAGGAGAAGAUUGCGGCCGCGAAGGGCGAGGUCAGUGAGCUGCUCGAUGAGGAGGAACGAUUGGUCGAGGCUAUCUUCGCCCGCCGCAGCCCGACAGUGGACGCAACAUCUCCGACCCGACGCGCCGGCACGCAGACAAGACCGACAUCGCUUCGAUACCAAUGGCCCGCGACGACUGUCCCCGCGCGCUCGCUCCAUACGACUCGGAGCGCCGCCCUCAGCAAGAGCGGUCAACAAAGAGAUGAAAAUAGCAUAGACCAGCUCCAUAAAAUCAGCGAAGACCCAUUGCUGGAAUCCACGGAAGAGGAUAAUAUGUGGCGCAUCGAAGAAUUCGACACCGCCCAAUGGCUCAAAGAGGACGUCAUGCGUCAAAAGGCCAUUCGCAAGAUGGCGCUGAAACAAUUGGCCAUCCGGUUACUACUCCGACGGGGAGUCGCCCAUACGUACCAGGGCCUGCAUAUGAAAUACGCCGUCGACUAUUCGAUACCGGCGCCCAACGUUUCGGAGCUUCUCACGCACUUGGACGCCCUCCGGAACCGGAUGAAGGAUGUGAAGAGCAACAAGCGCUCUAGCACAGCUGACCUGGAAGCAGAGAUGACCUCGAUUCCCGCUCAUGCUCAACUCGAGGAGCGUGCAAAACUCGAUUCGGAAAUCUAUCGGGAUACUAACCUAUAUCUGACGAACCGCAUGUCUCUACAAGAACUUCUUCUUAGACUAGCGAACAAUCUCACGAAAUCCACCGAUCCUGACCGGAGUCUGGGCCUGAAGUAUAUGCUGUUGGCCUUCAGCAAAACCAGAGAGAACGACAUUUGUGACUUGAUUCUACAAGCCAUUAUCCCCCACAAGUUCCCGCUCAGCUCCUCCCUCAUCAUCACCAUCCUGAGUUACUUCCGCAAAUCCAAGAAUCUCAAGGCUUUCGACUUGUUUCUUCGCCAAUUAUCCGGGGAAGGCCAUCCGGUGGAUAUGGGCAAUCUAGGCUACUACAAGAGCGUCGUGGUCAAUGGGAUCGAGAUUCAAGUCCCACCAGUCGACAGCGCCAAUGCCGUUAUCUACGGCACUCUCAUUCGUGCUUGCCUGCGGUUCAAUCAGCCUGACCGUGCGGACGCCUACCUUCAUGUCGCUCGAGCAUCCGGAUACAUGGAUGACUAUGCGACUUUGAGCUCCUACCUCGGGUUUUACGCCAUUCGGGGAGAGUGGGCAAAGGGCAUCCAAGCCAUGCAACGGACGGUCGCUUUCAUCGGAUCGACAACGGAACACAGACCGACACGGGUUGAGCGUUUAAUCGUGAAGAUGGUUUACCUCUGUGACGAAUGCAAGCAAUACAAAGUCUCCAAGAAGAUCAUCCGCGCGUUUGUCCAAAGUGGCUUCGAUUGGAAGUCUGCAGGCAAACAACUCGACCUGGUCUUCGCGUCCGACCCAGAUGGCCGCCGCUGGAAGGCUGCCCUGGCCGGCACCAGUGAAGAAGCCAACGAGGCCUCGGAAAAGACCAUGUGGGAGAAAUGCUACACCUUUGUCAGCGCAAUUGGCGAAUACCUGGACAACCUCACCACUGACCGAGCCUCUACCGUCCAAUGGCAAGAUAUGAUGAAGACCUACGCUAAGGACGUGCUGUCGGCAGUUCUCUCCGGUCCCGUAGCUAAGCACAAAGCUACGACGGAAGGCGGUACUGGCGACCUCGUCGAAGACGACCGUACCUUGCUUCUCAAGGAAAUCAGCAAUCAAGCCAGGGAUAUCCAGCAGCACAAUAGCUCUAUGGUGGCCGCCCAGAAGAACGAGAUCGUCUCCCUCCAGGCGGAAAUCGCCCAGCUUAAGCGCAUAGUCUUCGAUCUGCACCGGACUGUCACCGGCCACCCCCAAACCUCUACUCCCCCGCCUCCUUAUCCUGAUCCUUCCACUAUGACUGCCACUGCAGCUCCACCUACUCAGCCUACGACUAUUGCUUCUACCGCCCCACCGCCACCGCCUUCGCCUCCUAUCCAAUCUGAGCCUCGCCCUCGCGACAUACCAGCAGAUCUGAAGCAUGGAAUCGUCUCCUCUCCGCCCAAAGCAAACCCAGAAUCUCAAGAAUCCUCAAGUGACAAGAAAUGGACCCUCUCAUUCGGAACGAUGCCGUCUGCCAAGCCAUGAAGCUGAAGAAGUAUCAAACCUUGACCUUUGUCCCAUUCAAUUGGAGACAACUCUCACAAGCGAUUGUGCUGUCUUCAGAAAUUGUCGAUUUUACCUCUGCAGAUGGUAUUGCCUUGUUGCCUUGGAAAGAGCCAGGAGGACAAGGGCUAGG
This is a messenger RNA of Aspergillus homomorphus CBS 101889, 2641 nucleotides long. RefSeq lists its product as uncharacterized. The transcript has a single exon. The coding region runs from base 145 to 2490 and encodes 781 amino acids. NCBI's taxonomy places the organism in Eukaryota, Fungi, Ascomycota, Eurotiomycetes, Eurotiales, Aspergillaceae. Gene Ontology annotation, molecular function: protein binding. The record is from RefSeq and is a predicted model, not a curated record.